ACAUACCCACGUUCAAGUUAUUGUGUUUUCAAUGAACACACAACAAGAAAUUCUCAUAGAUUUUUAAGCUGUGCUUGUUGGAUUCUCGAUCUUGCAAAGAAGUUACUUGAAUGCUCAAGUUACGCUUUGAGGUUAUGUUGAUGUUGUCAAGUUUUGUGUUGAGUUUUCGGUUCAUUAAAACUGCAAAAUUUUACUCUUUAUAUAAAUAGUGUGUUUCUACUUACAUCUUAGUGUAUUAAAAGGAUUCAACUACAAUCUUUACUUUUCACCAAUUUGUUUUUAAUCGAUUGAUCUGUGUUUUUGGACUAAAAGAUUGGCGGCGGCGUUGGUGUUUUGUUUUAUUUACAAAAAUUUUAAUAUUUUUUAUCUGUGAAAAUGGCAAAUCGUGUGCCUGGUGCGUGCUGUGCUGCAUCCGUUGAGCGCGCUGGUUUGCCUGGAUUGCUUCGUGACCUACAACGGCUUGCGGAAGAUCAUGACUCCGCUGACAUUGUUUUUAUUUUGGGAACAGUUGAAGAAAAAAUUUACGCACACAAAAUAAUAAUGAUGGCAAGGUGCAAAAGUUUCCAAAACACAAAGCGUGGAGAGGUCUGCCGCAUUCCUGGCUGUACAGUAACGCCAUCUGUCGGUACACAGCCUACACCAAUACGUAUGCCACACUUGCAACCGGAUACGUUUCGUUUAUUUAUUCAAUACGUUUAUACUGGAAAGCUUCUGCUUCAAGAUUCCGGGGUUUUUGAAAUGAUGACCCUAGCGGCAGAUUUGGGCGUGGAAGACUUACGAGCUGCUUGCGAAGACCAUGUUACUUCCACUCUCAGUGUUGAGAGUGCCUGUACACUAUUAGCAGCAGCCAUGGAGAUACAAGAUCGACCAGGUGGCAAAAGUGCGUCUUCAUUCAUGGAGCGCUGCAUCACGUUUAUUGGGGACAACGCAGCCGACUGCGUCAAGACUAAUGCAUUCCUCAACCUGCCAAAGGAGGCUCUCAUCAAACUCAUUUCCUCCGAUUUUCUGUGCCUAGAAGAGGAGGAGGUGUGGCGCUGCGCGCUGGCGUGGGCCAAGCAGCGCGCCGGCGUGACGCAGCCCACGCCGCACUGGACCGAGGAGGAGCGCGCCCGCGUGUGCCUGCACCUCGCGCCGCUCAUGCAGCACGUCCGAUUGCUGCUCAUCGACAGCGCGGUGUUCGCGGAGGAGGUGGAGCCGACGGGCGCCGUGCCCAUGGAGCUGUCGCUGGAGCGCUACCGCCGCGCCGCGCUGCGGGCGCCGCCCGCGCGCUGCCCGCGCCUGCUGCAGCGCCUGCAGCCGAGACUCGCGGUGAACAUGUUUGCCGGGAGUCUCAUUCUUCAGCAAGACAAGAGUGCCUUUCAAGCCAUCAUCAACAACUGGUGCGGACUGCCGAAGCAGUGCUGGCGGCUGGUGUUCCGCGCGUCGUCGCACGGCUACUCCGCGCAGGCCUUCCAUUCGCACUGCGACGGUGUAGCGCCCGUACUUUUACUCGCUCAGUUGGGUCGCGGCGAAAUAAUAGGUGGUUUCACCGAAGUGGCGUUCAGUCCGGGCGGCGCCGGCGGAUACGUUGCAGCGGAACGCGCCUUCCUGUUCACACUGAACGGCGCGCCGCAGCGGCAUUGCCUCGCCAAGAAGGCGUUUGCACUCUGCUAUCAUCCAGAUUGCGGCCCAAUAUUCGGCGCCGGCGCAGACCUGAUGAUCUCCAGCAACUGCAACGGCAACAGCGACAGUUACAGCAACUUACACUCGUACGGCGACCCGGCCGCGCCUGCGUCGCUCGCGCAUGACUACAACUUCUCUGUUCGGGACUACGAGAUAUUUACGUUUAAAUAGUCUUCUUCUCCAUCCUGGCUUUAAUCCCGGUUGCGUCCUCACCUCAGCAUUGGCUGUUUUUACACGAAGCGAUUCCCGUCUGACCUCCGCAACACUUGCAUGUUUAUUUGUCGCGUAAUCAUAAUAAUUUAUAGUCUAGGGUGUAAAUUCCUACACAAUAUACGUAUAAAAAAUAACAGUUCAUCACUCUAGAGAAGUAAUCUUGUUUAAAAUACCGUCCAUUUUAAUCAGUAUUGUUUAGCUAUAAGGCGUUAU
Amyelois transitella is the source of this 2088-nucleotide messenger RNA. RefSeq names its product kelch-like protein 2. NCBI's taxonomy places the organism in Eukaryota, Metazoa, Arthropoda, Insecta, Lepidoptera, Pyralidae. Gene Ontology annotation, molecular function: protein binding. Bases 376 to 1833 code for a protein of 485 amino acids. The transcript has 10 exons. The record is from RefSeq and is a predicted model, not a curated record.